UCCUGUUCUGUGCAUAGUAACAAGCAUGGCUGCUAUAGGAGUGCAUUUUGGUUGCACAUGUGCUUGUGUUGCAGUUUUUAAGGAUGGCAGAGCCGAUAUCAUUGCAAAUGAUUCGGGUGAUCGAGUCACCCCGGCUGUUGUCGCAUACAGAGAAAGAGAACAGAUUGUUGGUCUGGCAGCAAAGCAAGGAAGAAUAAGAAAUGCCUCAAACACUGUGGUAAAAGUGAAGCAGAUCCUUGGCAGAAGUUAUGAUGAUUCACAGGCCCAGAAACACAUUACAGAGAGUAAAUGUUCAGUUAUUGAUAAGGAUCAAAAGCCCAGAUAUGAGAUUGAUACUGGGGACGAUACCAAACUUGUUCCCCCUGAAGAAGUAGCAAAGCUAAUCUUCAGUAAGAUGAAGGAAACUGCUCAGUCAGCACUGGGUUCAGAUGUCAACGAUGCAGUCAUUACCAUGCCUUUUGAGUUCGGGGAGAAGCAGAAGAAUGCUCUGAGACAGGCUGCCAUGGCAGCUGGUUUCAAUGUGUUGAGACUAAUUCAUGAACCCUCUGCUGCACUGCUAGCUUAUGGGAUUGGCCAAGAAUCACCAACUGGAAAAAGUUAUGUCCUGGUUUACAAACUUGGAGGAACAUCCCUUUCCGUUACUGUGAUGGAAGUUAACAGUGGGAUGUAUCGAGUGCUUGCCACACAGACAGAUGACAGCAUUGGUGGUGAAUGUUUUACAGAGGCUCUUGCCCAGCAUUUAGCAUCUGAAUUUCAGAGGACCUAUAAGCAAGAUGUAAGGGGAAACCCCAGAGCUAUGAUGAAGUUAAUGAACAGUGCAGAGGCUGCAAAGCAUACCUUGUCCACACUGGGGAGUUCAAACUGUUUUGUAGAUUCGCUCUAUGAUGGUAUGGACUUCGAUUGUAAUGUGUCCAGGGCUAGAUUUGAACUUGUAUGUUCUUUACUCUUCAAUAAGAGUAUACAGCCAGUUAAGAAUCUUUUGGACCAAGUUGGUCUCUCGGCAAAUGACAUUAAUAAGGUGGUGCUGUGUGGAGGCUCUGCUCGCAUCCCCAAGCUUCAACAGAUGAUCCGGGAUCUGUUUCCAGAUGUGGAGCUCUUAAACUCCAUCCCUACCGAUGAAGUGAUCCCAAUUGGAGCUGCCAUAGAGGCUGGCAUAUUGGUUGGAAAGGACAGCUCCUUGCUGGAUGAGGAGUUUUUUGCAGUGGAGUGCUGUGCAAAGGAUAUCCUGGUGAAGGACGCCGAUAACUCUGGGGCUGAUAUAUACACAGUUUUGCUACCAUCUGGCACUCCUUUGCCAGCAAGGCGACAUCACACCCUACAGAGUCCAGGGAAUGUUUCUUCGUUGUGUUUUGAGCUGUACCAGUCCAUUGGAAAGAACUGUGCCACUGAAGCUAAUAAAGUUGCACAGCUUGUACUUAAAGAUUUAGAAAAGAUAGAAGAAACCCGUGACAUUAUAACAGUUCUUACCAUGAAAAGGGAUGGGUCCUUACAUGUCACUUGUACUGACCAAGGAACUGGAAAAUCAGAAGCCAUCACAAUUGAAGUUGCAUCCUAAAAUAACUUCAGAAUAAAACCCUUUACUGACAACUUGGGAUGUUUUGCUGUAACAUUCUUUCAAAAAAGCAUAAUGUAGUUAUCCAGUUAGAAAUAGAACAUGAUAUUGAUUAUAACCAUAAAAGACAAAUACAGUAGUAAUACACAUGAUGUAACCAAUUUACAGAAAGUGUAGGU
Molecule: messenger RNA, 1731 nt
Organism: Polyodon spathula (Mississippi paddlefish)
Lineage: Eukaryota; Metazoa; Chordata; Actinopteri; Acipenseriformes; Polyodontidae
Product: heat shock 70 kDa protein 14-like
Exons: 14
Coding region: 26-1555 (509 amino acids)
Biological process (GO): protein refolding; cellular response to unfolded protein
Cellular component (GO): ribosome; cytoplasm
Molecular function (GO): ATP binding; heat shock protein binding; misfolded protein binding
Source: RefSeq, a predicted model, not a curated record